Molecule: messenger RNA, 2190 nt
Organism: Daphnia pulex (common water flea)
Lineage: Eukaryota; Metazoa; Arthropoda; Branchiopoda; Diplostraca; Daphniidae
Product: F-box/LRR-repeat protein 14-like
Exons: 3
Coding region: 161-1492 (443 amino acids)
Biological process (GO): SCF-dependent proteasomal ubiquitin-dependent protein catabolic process
Cellular component (GO): SCF ubiquitin ligase complex
Molecular function (GO): protein binding
Source: RefSeq, a predicted model, not a curated record
AAGAAGGAGAAGAAGAUGAUGAAAAAGAAAAGGCAGUUGGCUCUGGUUCUCGCCAUGGUGAACAUGUGCACGUCUCGAUGAGAGACGCCACCGUUUCUUCUAUUUCUCCACACAACUUCAGACGAACUGAAAGGGAAAAAAACAACACAACAACAACAAAAUGGAGGCGACAGAGUUGUACGCCCCAAACUAUCACCGAAAACAGUUGAAAGUGCACGACAACAGCAGUGUGGGAGCAGCCUGUCCCGAUCAAACGACGACAACAACCGAGGAAGAAGACGAGUUGUUGUUGCUGCAACAACAACAAGAUGACAGGACCCACAUCAGUCGGCUCUACCCAGAGAUCCUGGCCAUCAUUUUCGGCAUGUUGGAAGUGAGGGAUCGCGGGCGGGCGGCCCAGGUUUGCCAGACGUGGAAGGAGGCGGCCUAUCACCGCUCGGUUUGGCGAUCCUGCGAGCCGAAAUUGCAUUUGAGACGGGCCAAUCCGUCACUGUUUCCCAGUCUGGUCCGCCGGGGCAUCCGCCGAGUGCAGAUCCUCUCGCUGAGGAGGAGCCUCAGGGACGUGACGCAGGGACUGCCCAACAUCGAGUCCCUGGACUUGAGCGGCUGCUUCAACGUCACAGACAUUGGCAUCGCUCACGCCUUGACGGCCGACGUGCCCACCCUGAAACGGCUCAAUUUGAGUCUCUGCAAGCAGAUCACCGACUCGAGUCUCAGCAAAUUGGCCCAGUACUGCCGACAGCUCCAGGAGCUCGACCUGGGCGGAUGUUGCAAUGUCACCAAUGCGGGUCUUUUGCUCAUCGCCUGGGGUCUCAAAUCCCUCAAGAGCCUCAACUUGAGAUCCUGCUGGCACGUUUCCGAUCUCGGCAUCGCCAGUCUGGCCGGACUCGGCUCAGACGCUGAAGGCAAUUUGGCCCUCGAACACCUCGGACUUCAGGAUUGUCAGAAAUUGACUGAUGAUGCGUUAAUGCACGUCUCGACUGGUCUGAAACAACUCAAAUCCAUCAACUUGAGUUUCUGCCUGUCCAUCAGCGACAGCGGGCUCAAGUAUUUGGCCAAAAUGCCGUCACUGGCCGAGUUGAACCUACGAUCCUGCGACAACAUUUCCGACGUCGGAAUGGCCUACCUGGCCGAAGGAGGAUCGAGGAUCACAUCCCUGGACGUUUCGUUCUGCGACAGGAUCGACGACCAGGCCGUCGUUCAUGUAGCCCAGGGACUGGUCCAUUUAAAGCAAUUAUCUUUGAGCGCCUGUCACGUUUCGGAUGAGGGUCUCAUCCGGGUGGCCCUGUCACUCCUCGACCUCCAGACGCUCAACAUUGGCCAGUGCAGCCGCAUUACGGAUCGGUCCAUCCAGGCCGUCGCCGAUCAUUUACGCAAAUUGCGAUGCAUAGAUCUCUACGGGUGCACGAAAAUCACCACUUCCGGAUUGGAAAAAAUCAUGAAACUUCCAGAGCUCAGCGUCCUCAACCUCGGACUGUGGCACAUUCGAUGACAAUUUGGCCAAUUUUUUUGGAAAUUUUAGGAACGAAAACAAAAAUUAUUUUGAUGCAUUUCCAUUCGAGUUGGAAAUGCUUUAUGUGAUACCAGGAAAACAAAAUGGGGGAUAAGACAAAAUUCGGUCGAUUUAGUUUUUUUUUUAGUUUUUUUAAAAACUAUUUUAAAUCCCCUUCUCCCAGACUUUAUACGACUAAAUUUCCCUCUCUAUUUUUUCCAAAAUUUCACGCCAUUUUUUGCUGAUUGCGGGAAAACAACAACAAAAUAGUGCGAGUGAGACACGGCCAACUAUUUACCACGUGAUAAUGAUAAUGGGUAAUAAUUAAUUAAUUAUUUUUGGUGGGACGUCUGGGAGAGGAUCAAUUGAAUCGUUUUUUUUUUUAUUAUUACUAUUAUUAAUUUUGAACUAUUUUUUUAUUUUGUUUCUUCGAUUGUCCUGUUUUUUUUUCGUGCUCGUUUCAAAUUUUUGGUCAACUUUUCCUGAUUGCAAUGAAAAGAAAACUGUUUUUGAUUUUUUUCUCACCGAUUCGAAAAAAAAUUGGAAAAACAAGAAAUUGUUUCGCUCAAGAGAGAAAAUAGGCAAAUAUGAAAUCUAAAAAUAAUAAUGAAAAACAAACAAAAAAAACAAACGGUAUAAAUAAAACAAUCGACUUCUUAUCCAGUAGAGACGAAAUAUAUUUCACCUGUCAUUCGAAA